AUGCGAGAUUUGCAAGGAGUUCUGUUAUGUUCGGGAAGUGGAUCAAGAAUGAAACCGCUGACAACACCGAAAUGUUUGCUUCCUGUUGUUGGAGUUCCAAUGUUUUUAUAUCCACUUUCUUCAAUUUUACGAGCAGGGAUUAAAGGUUAGAAACUGGAUUGAUUGAUUCGUUUUAAUUUCAAAUUUUUAGAUAUAAAAAUCUUUGUGCGAGACACGAAUGAACCAAUUCUAAAAACCGAAGUGGAAAAAAGUGGACUUCUAAAACAAUUCAACGCAAAUAUAGAGUAUAUUAAGAUAACAAGCAGUCAUGAUGAUUUUGGAACCGGAGAUUUACUCAGGCAUUAUCACAAUCGAUUCACGCACGAUCUUCUGAUUGUUUCCUGCGAUUUCGUAUCCGAUUCUAGUCUCAUCCCAUUCGUUGAAUUUUUCCGAGCCUAUGAAGCAACUCUUGUCGCAUUAGUUGAUGAUAAUUGUGCAAAUUCACCUGCACCAGGUCCAAAAGUCAAAAAAGCAAAGGCAACUGAUUUGAUAGCGAUGGAUGAAGAAACUGGACAAUUGGCUUAUUUAUGUGGAGAUGAUGAUUUUGAUGGAGUUGUUGGAACCGAGAAAUUUGUUGAUAAGUAAAUAGGUUCUUAUUGAUUUGCUGAUCAAAAAUAUUAUUUUUUCCAGGUUUCCUAAACUAUCUCUCACUUCAAAGUAUAAUGAUUGCCACGUUUAUGCAGUUCGAAACUCGGUUUUACAAUCGCUCAACAAAAAUUUCAUAUCCUUCAAAGCAGAUUUCGUUCCAUUUUUGAUUGAAUCUCAAUUUGAUGAAAAUUCAACCACAUCUUGUUUUGCUUAUCGUCUUCCACAUGAAAACGGCACGGUGACUGCGCAUGCAAAUACAACUGGCGCGUAUUUUGAGGUUAACAAGGAGGUAAACAUAUUUUUUUUUGAAAAUUUAUAAUAUCAGAGUUUUUGCAGAUCUUGAAAUCGUUCAAUCGAUUAAUGCCAGCAAAGGGAAAUGGUCUCACUUUCAACUAUCGAACUGAUAAAAUUGCAAUGAAUGACAGUCGGAUUGAAUCAACAACAAAAGUUGGAAAAGAUUCGGUUAUCAAGAGAUCGGUUGUUUUGAAUACUUGUCAAAUUGGAGAAAAAGUUAAACUGAAAGAAAGUUUGAUUUUGAAUAAUGUGAUAAUUGGAAAUGGGUGGGUUUUUUGGAAUUCGGGAAAAAUUCGAUUAACCUGAAAAACUUCGGUUUCAUGUUCAAAUAGUCUUAUGGGAAGUUAUCAAAAAUCCAAAUAGGAUUUUUUAAGUAGAAUUUUUUUCAUGAGAAUCCUGAUGUUGAAAAAAAAUUCUGAACAAUUUUAAAAAAGUCAAAAAACCUUCUCUUUUUGAAAAUUCGUAAUUCAGCUCAAAAUUAACGAAAAAAUCGAUGAAAAGCGCGUUUUAAAGUUUGAAAUUUUCUUUUUUUUUUCAUGUAUCACAUUAAAAGUUUGAUAACAGCUCUCCAAAACACUUAAAAAGAGGGCAAUUCAAACUUUAAAACGCGCUUCUCAUCGAUUUUUUUCGUUAAGUUUGAGCUGAAUUACGAAAUUUCAAAAAUAAAAGGUUUUUUUGACUUUUUGAAAAUUCUUCAGAAUUUUUUUCAACAUCCGGAUUCUCAUGAAAAAAAUUUUUACUCACAAAAUCUCCUUUGGAAUUUUCCAUAAGACACUAUUUGAACAUGAAACCAAAUUUUUUACCCUUAAAAUUUGCAAUUCCAGCGCUUCAAUCACAAAUUCAAUUAUUUGCGAUGAUGUUGAAAUCGGAGACAAUGCUGAAGUAAUAAAUUGUAUCGUAACAUCUGGACAAAAAGUUGCGGCGAAAGGUGAGAAGAUUUAUUGUUUAUAACAACGCAUAUGUGUUUUUUUUUUGUUGCAGCCAAAGUACAAAACGAAGUUGUCGAAGAUGAUGAUGAUGGAGGAUGGACUGAUGAUUAG
Messenger RNA from Caenorhabditis angaria, 1961 nucleotides. NCBI's taxonomy places the organism in Eukaryota, Metazoa, Nematoda, Chromadorea, Rhabditida, Rhabditidae. The record is from the annotation of a GenBank genome assembly.